AUGUUGCUCCCAAGGCUGAGAGAGUGCUCAGACAUCUCCUUCCUCCUCCUCUUCCUGGUUCUCCUCUGCAUCUCCACCGUCCGCUCAUCUGACCCCCUUCCAUCCACGUUCUUCUUUUCCACCAACGGGAAUGGAAGAGCACUUCAGAAUGUGACGCUUGCAGCCAUCUUGCCCCUGACCAACACGGAGUAUGCGUGGGCGUGGCCUCGCGUGGCUCCCGCCCUCUACCGUGCGGUGGUCCGUGUCAACGCCGACCCGUCCCUGCUGCCAGGCCUGAACCUCCAGUUGGUGUAUGGGAGCUCAGAGAACCGGGAGGGAUUCUGCUCGGACUCCAUGGCUCCUCUGGUGGCCGUCGACCUCAAGCUGUCCUAUGACCCCUGGGCCUUCAUCGGCCCCGGGUGUGACUACUCCUCAUCACCUGUGGGACGCUUCACCACACACUGGGAAGUUCCCAUGGUAACUGCAGGCGCCCGGGCCAUCGGCUUUAAAGAUUACACGGCAGUCACCAACACUGGCCCGACACAUAAAAAGCUGGGCGAGUUUGGGCUAAAGAUCCAGGAGUAUUUUGGCUGGCAGCGUCACGCCAUGCUGAUGUUCAGCGACAACAAAGACUUCAACAACGACCGGCCGUGCUACUUUGCCAUCGAGGGACUCUACACCCUGUUUGAAGACAAGAACAUCACCAGCCACGACCACGUCAUAGACACCGAGAAGUUCAGCUACCAGGAGCUGGUCCACGACAUCAGACAGCAAGGGAGAGUGGUGUACGUGUGCUGUGCCUGGGACAUGUUCCGGAGACUGAUGGUCCAGUUCAGGAGGGAAGGGCUCGUGCAGCAGGACUACGUUUUCUUCUUCAUUGAUCUGUUUGGGGAGGGGAUGGGCGGACCCAAGCCCAUCAGGCCCUGGUACCGUGGUGACCAGGAUGACUACAUGGCCCGCGAGGCCUUCAGGAGUGUGAAGAUCCUGACCUACCGCGAACCAAGAAACCCUGAAUACCAAAGGUUUGUGCAACAGCUGAAAACCGACGCAGAGGCCAUGUUCAACUUCACCAUCCAUGACUCUCUGUACAACCUAAUUGCGGGGGGGUUCCAUGAUGGAGUGAUGUUGUACUCUCAGGCUCUGAAUGAGACUCUGACGGAGGAGCAGUGGAGGAGAGGAGAGGGAGGGGCCGUCAGGAGGCCCCGAGGAGAUGGAGUGACCCGCAGGAUGUGGAAUCGAACCUACCAUGGAGUGACAGGUGUGGUGCAGAUAGAUGAAAGUGGAGACAGAGAGAUGGACUUCGCUCUGUGGGACAUGGUGGACGUCCGCACAGGAGAGUAUCAGGUGGUGUGUGUGUAUAACAGCAGUAUUAAGCAGCUGGUGAUGGAGGCUGGACGUAGCUUCCAGUGGCCCGGGGGCGCACCACCUCUGGACAUACCGGAGUGUGGCUUCAAAAACGACAAUCCUGCUUGCCUCACACGUACGGUUACCAUGCACCAGAUGGUUGCCAUAGUGCUUUGCUUCAUCCUCAUCAUCAUCGUAACUGUCACUAUUUUUAUCUACAGGAAGCUGAAGCUGGAGAGCGAGCUGGCGGCGCAGCUAUGGAGAGUUUGCUGGGAGGACAUCCAGUUCAGCAACAUGGAAAAAGUCCUGAAGAGAACCUGCAGCAGAAUCACCAUGUCCUUGAAAGGAUCAAACUACGGCUCCCUGCUGACCAUGGAGGGAAACUUUCAGAUUUACGCAAAGACUGGUUACUAUAAGGGAAACAUCACAGCCAUCAAAUACUUGAACAACCAGAAACGCAUCGAACUGACCAGGAAAGUCCUGUUUGAACUAAAACAUAUGCGGGAUGUUCAGAAUGAACACCUGACCCGCUUCAUCGGAGCAUGCAUCGACCCACCCAACAUGUGUAUCAUCACAGAGUACUGUCCAAGAGGCAGUCUGCAGGAUCUGAUGGAGAGUGAGAGCAUCACGUUGGAUUGGAUGUUUAGAUACUCCCUCAUCAACGAUAUCGUCAAGGGCAUGGCCUUCCUACACAACAGCGUCAUUGUCUCACAUGGAAACCUCAAAUCCUCCAAUUGUGUGGUGGACAGUCGCUUCGUCCUGAAGAUUACUGACUAUGGCCUGGGCAGCCUCCGCAAGACGGACAGCAUGGAGGACACACAUUCAUGCUAUGCACGUAAAAUGUGGACAGCUCCAGAGCUCCUGCGGGCCGAGUGUCCUCCUUUGUGUGGGACUCAGAAAGGAGACAUCUACAGCUUUGGGAUCAUCCUGCAGGAGCUGGCUCUCCUCAAAGGAGUCUUCUACCUCCACAGCGAGUCGCCCACGCCCAAAGAGGUAGUGGAGCGCGUGGCGGUGGGUCGAUGGCCGUACCUUCGCCCGUCUCUGUGCUCUCAGAGUCACAGUGAGGAUCUCGGCAUCUUGAUGCAGCGCUGCUGGAACGAAGAGCCAGCUGACAGACCGGACUUCAACACCAUCAAACUACUGCUGAGAAAGCACAACAAGGGUUAUGGCUCUAACAUCCUGGACAACCUGCUGUCUCGUAUGGAGCAGUACGCUAACAACCUGGAGGAGCUGGUGGAGGAGAGGACACAGGCCUACCAUGAAGAAAAACGCAAGGCAGAGGCCCUGUUAUACCAAAUACUUCCACAUUCUGUAGCAGAGCAGCUGAAGAGAGGGGAGACGGUUCAGGCCGAAGCCUUUGACUCAGUCACUAUUUACUUCAGCGACAUUGUUGGUUUUACUGCCAUCUCUGCAGAGAGCACCCCGCUGGAGGUGGUGACCUUGUUGAAUGACCUCUACACUUGCUUCGACGCCAUCAUCGACAACUUUGACGUUUACAAGGUGGAGACCAUCGGCGACGCUUACAUGGUGGUAUCGGGUCUGCCGGUCCGGAACGGGAAGAUCCAUGGCCGCGAGGUGGCCCGGAUGUCUCUGGCUCUGCUGAAUGCCGUGAGAACCUUCCAGAUCCGACACAGACCCAAACAACAGCUACGACUACGUAUAGGAAUCCACAGUGGUCCGGUUUGUGCCGGUGUGGUCGGGUUGAAGAUGCCCAGGUUCUGUCUGUUCGGCGACACAGUUAACACGGCUUCACGUAUGGAGUCCAAUGGAGAGGCUUUGAAGAUUCAUGUGUCGGAGGCGACCUGUCAGGUCCUGGAGGAGUUUAACAGUUUCCAGCUGGAGCUGCGAGGGGAGAUCGAGGUCAAGGGCAAAGGUCGCAUGAAGACCUACUGGCUGCUGGGAGAGAGCAACAACAACAACAACAUGAAGUGA
This is a messenger RNA of Lampris incognitus (smalleye Pacific opah), 3255 nucleotides long. It is a transcript of the gene npr1a, whose product is annotated as natriuretic peptide receptor 1a. Lineage: Eukaryota; Metazoa; Chordata; Actinopteri; Lampriformes; Lampridae. The transcript has 22 exons. Gene Ontology annotation, molecular function: protein kinase activity; peptide receptor activity; ATP binding. Gene Ontology annotation, cellular component: membrane. Bases 1 to 3255 code for a protein of 1084 amino acids. The record is from RefSeq and is a predicted model, not a curated record. Gene Ontology annotation, biological process: protein phosphorylation; receptor guanylyl cyclase signaling pathway; cGMP biosynthetic process.